UGACACUACACCAUGAGUGACAGUAAAUGUGAUAGUCAGUUUUACAGUGUUCAAGUUGCAGAUUCAACGUUCACUGUACUAAAACGUUAUCAGCAAUUGAAGCCCAUAGGAUCAGGGGCACAGGGCAUUGUUUGGAGCCAUCAAUGCAGUGCCUUGCCAUUAACUGGCAGGACGAGGCAAGUCAGUGUCAUUGUCACUCCAUGGAUUAACCAGGAAGGGAUGCUGUGUGAGGGGUUGGGCUGGCCGUCUCUUCCUUGGUGUGUCACCUCAGCUCUGUGUCCAGCCUCCACUGGCCCAGGACGAGAGAGUCGUUAGUCUGAUCCUGAACCUUAGUCUCUUGUAUGGCACCACACCUCUGGGCCAGCUAAAGUGCUGCGUUUGAUACAGUCCUUGGAAUAAAUGUUGCUGUAAAGAAGCUGAGUCGUCCUUUUCAGAAUCAAACCCAUGCAAAAAGAGCUUACAGAGAGCUUGUUCUUUUAAAAUGUGUCAACCACAAAAAUAUAAUUAGUUUAUUAAAUGUAUUUACACCACAGAAGUCACUAGAAGAGUUUCAGGAUGUAUAUUUGGUUAUGGAGCUGAUGGAUGCCAAUUUGUGCCAGGUUAUUCAUAUGGAAUUGGAUCAUGAAAGAAUGUCCUAUCUUCUUUACCAGAUGCUAUGUGGUAUCAAACAUCUUCACUCAGCUGGUAUCAUCCACAGAGAUUUGAAACCCAGCAACAUAGUAGUAAAAUCAGAUUGUACUCUCAAAAUCCUUGAUUUUGGACUGGCAAGAACGGCGUGUACUAAUUUUAUGAUGACUCCAUAUGUAGUAACACGAUAUUACAGAGCACCAGAGGUUAUCCUUGGAAUGGGCUAUAAAGAAAAUGUUGAUAUCUGGUCAGUUGGGUGCAUCAUGGGAGAAUUGGUGAAAGGUUGUGUGAUUUUCCAAGGCACUGAUCAUAUUGAUCAGUGGAAUAAAGUUAUUGAACAAUUAGGAACGCCGUCAGCGGACUUCAUGAAGAAACUACAGCCUACAGUGAGGAAUUACGUAGAAAACAGGCCAAAAUAUCCUGGUAUUAAAUUUGAAGAGCUCUUCCCAGACUGGAUAUUUCCAUCAGAAUCUGAUCGUGACAAGUUAAAAACCAGCCAAGCUAGAGAUUUAUUAUCAAAAAUGCUUGUAGUAGAUCCAGACAAGAGAAUUUCUGUAGAUGAAGCCUUACGUCAUCCUUAUAUUACUGUCUGGUAUGACCCAGCUGAAGCAGAAGCUCCUCCACCCCAAAUCUAUGAUGCACAAUUGGAAGAAAGAGAACAUGCAAUUGAAGAAUGGAAAGAGUUAAUAUACAAAGAAGUAAUGGAUUGGGAAGAAAGGAGCAAGAAUGGUGUGGUAAAAGAUCAGCCCUCAGAUGCAGCAGUGAAUAGCAACACCAGUCCUUCCCAGUCAUCAUCUAUCAAUGACAUUUCAUCCAUGUCAACAGAGCAAACAUUGGCUUCAGAUACAGACAGCAGCCUCGAUGCCUUGACAGGACCCCUUGAAGGAUGCCGAUGAUCAGCCAGGAUUGCAGACUUAACUUUGGAAAAAGAACUCUCGCUUCCAUUGGGCCUGAAUUGCUUGUAAGUUAAUGGAACAAAACUAGAAAAACUCCAUGUUCUGCAUGUUCUACUAAAGUAAUGCCUGUUUUUAUUUUUACUCAGUUGUUAUGAAACUGCCUGCUUAAUGUUGUAGAACUUAAAGUAAAUCAAUGUCUAAGGAACAACAAAAAAAAAUAAAUUUAGACACUAUAAUAGGCUUUUCUUUUGUUUCAGCCUAUUUCAGGUGAGCAGUUAUAAUAGACUUUUAACCAAUAACUUCUCUUAAAUGGGUUCAUGAAUCUUCAGUACCAAUUGGCAGGCUUUUGUGACAUCAAUGGUUGUUUACAUUUUAGUACAGUGUUGCUCAUUAGUAGGUUUUUUGAAUGUAUAGUGUCUUAUGAAGUUUGUUUGAACGUGUGACUAUGGCAGUUUGCUUUAUUUAACUACUGGAGUGUUGUGUGUAAGUGUUAACUCACAUAUUGAACACUCAGUCUAUAUUUAAAGGGCAGUUAUUUUUACAUAUAGCACUUUUUAUUGAGCCCUUUCUAGCUUCACUUCCUAAUAAUUCUGUCUAUCUUCUUGUAGAAGAGAAAAUGGUGAAGUUUAAAGAAUGUAGCCAUCCCUUCAUAUUUCACCAAUGAGUAUGUCUCAGACGUUCUUUUCAGUUAUUUAAACUGAAGUGGAUGGAAGAUACAGUGGCUUAGUUCAAUCUUAAGGAUGAGUGACUUCUCUGUGAAGUUGUGCCUGUUAAAAGAGGGGAGAGUGCUAAAUUGUUCCGUACAUUCUGUCUUGCAAUACUGGUCCUUUCACAAAAACAAACAGAAAAGGAAAUUACAUCUGUGCUUUUCAUUCAGUGCAAACUCUGGUAAAAGGUGAAUUGGAGAGACUUGCAGCCUAAGUGGCCUGAAAAAGAGCUGCAUAAAUGUUUUCCAUUUUUUAAUGGGUCCAUCUAUCUAGAGAGUAAUUAAGGAAAAAAAUGUGGUAGCUUUAAGUCAUUUGACAAUUAAGUUUAAGUAUUUACUUAAUUAAAUUUAGCUCUAUUCCCAAAUUAGGAAAACCUCUCCAUUUCCUACUGGAGAGGAAAAAUUAAUAUAUUUAAUACGUAUAUAUUUUCUAAAUACAGUGUCAGAGGAGAGGAGCUUAUUUGCUGUUUCAAUGCAGGCUUGUCAAUGCAGUUUUCAGAAUUGUGUAAUACAAACACUGCCUGCACAGUACGUUGAAUUCUUAGAAAAUGUUUGCAGUAGACUAGGGCUUAAAUUACCAGAUGCUACACACUUGUGAAUUUGUGCACAUUCAAUUUAGAGUGCACAGGUGUGUGAAAUUUUGCUAAAGGAUCUUAUGUGUGCAUGUGUGUAUGAUUAAACUAUAUAACUAUAAUAGUAAUAGAUGUCCAAGAUGAGGUAAAACACCACUUUCCUAAAGGCAUUGUAUUUAGCUGUUGAUUCAGAUACUGCUGACUUGAAUUUAAAAAGAGCACUUACAUAACAUACUUGUGCAGCUAGCCACUGCAUUACUGACAUGUCUAGUACAUUCUUGUAAAAGACAAGUGUCCCUUGCUUCUGACCUUAGGGUUUGAAAAGUAGUAACUUUACGCCAAAAUUGCUUUUGUUAAAUUGUAUCCAUGUGUUUUUAACUACUUUAAUUUGGUGUAGCAAAAAUAUUUACUGUCCCAGAAAAGGAAAAUUCAAUGAAGGACUUAAGAUGUUAACUUCAGAAUUUUCAUCUGGAAUUACGAACUUUUUAUUAAAAAAAAAAAAAAAUCAGUUUUAUUGAA
Messenger RNA from Oxyura jamaicensis (ruddy duck), 3320 nucleotides. It is a transcript of the gene MAPK9, whose product is annotated as mitogen-activated protein kinase 9. The record is from RefSeq and is a predicted model, not a curated record. Bases 570 to 1523 code for a protein of 317 amino acids. The transcript has 12 exons. NCBI's taxonomy places the organism in Eukaryota, Metazoa, Chordata, Aves, Anseriformes, Anatidae. Gene Ontology annotation, cellular component: cytoplasm; nucleus. Gene Ontology annotation, biological process: JNK cascade; protein phosphorylation. Gene Ontology annotation, molecular function: ATP binding; JUN kinase activity.